This is a messenger RNA of Fonsecaea multimorphosa CBS 102226, 654 nucleotides long. Its product is annotated as adenylyl-sulfate kinase. The record is from RefSeq and is a predicted model, not a curated record. Bases 1 to 654 code for a protein of 217 amino acids. Gene Ontology annotation, molecular function: adenylylsulfate kinase activity; ATP binding. The transcript is spliced from 2 exons. Lineage: Eukaryota; Fungi; Ascomycota; Eurotiomycetes; Chaetothyriales; Herpotrichiellaceae. Gene Ontology annotation, biological process: sulfate assimilation.
AUGGCAACUAACAUUCACUUCCACCCUUCGCCCUUGACCCCUUCUAUCCGGGCAGGGCUUCUCAAGCAAACCGGUCUGACGAUCUGGCUGACCGGUCUCUCCGCCUCGGGAAAGUCCACCAUUGCCGUCGCGCUGGAACAGGCCCUCAUCCGCAAGCCAUACAACAAAAACGCCUACCGUCUCGACGGGGACAACAUCCGCUUCGGCCUCAACAAGGACCUGGGGUUUUCCCCGAAAGACCGCGAGGAGAACAUUCGCCGCAUCGCCGAGGUCGCCAAGCUCUUUGCAGACUCGUGCACCAUCGCCAUCACCAGCUUCAUCUCUCCUUACCGCGCGGACCGCGAGCUCGCCCGCAAGCUGCACGAGGCCGAACGUCCCGGCGGCGAGUCCGGCUUGCCCUUUGUGGAGGUGUGGAUCGACGUCCCCGUCGAAGUCGCCGAGCAGCGUGACCCCAAGGGCCUGUACAAGAAGGCGCGCGAGGGCAAGAUCCCCGAGUUUACGGGCGUCACGGCCCCCUACGAGGAGCCCCUGAAACCCGAGGUGCAUAUCCGAAGCGACAAGACCUCGGUCGAGGACAGCGUCAAGAUCAUCAUCAAGUACCUCGAGGACAACGGCUAUUUGAGCACCCCACCCGCCGUCGAUGACGAUGAGUAG